This is a messenger RNA of Danio aesculapii, 5876 nucleotides long. RefSeq names its product protein NLRC3-like. Bases 192 to 5876 code for a protein of 1894 amino acids. The record is from RefSeq and is a predicted model, not a curated record. NCBI's taxonomy places the organism in Eukaryota, Metazoa, Chordata, Actinopteri, Cypriniformes, Danionidae. Gene Ontology annotation, molecular function: protein binding. The transcript has 26 exons.
GAUUGAGGUGUUGAGCUUUUUUUAUGGUUGCAGAGGAAUAUCUAUGAUGGUUGUGCUUCACACUGCUGUCCACUGCUUCGGCGAACUUUGUUUUUUCUCCGAGAUUAAUCAAACAACAAUCUUGAUUGAUUACAGGUUAUGAUGAUCAUCUGAUUGUCUUCAGCAACAGUGUUGAACAUUUGAGCCUCAGUAUGUCAGAAGACUUUAGGAAAGACUGUCUUUCAGAGAACCACAGUGUGAGAUCAGUUGCAUCUGUGUCAGUGAAGAGUGACUGGUCAAAAGGUAGAGUUCCAAACUUCAGUGAGGAAAAAACAUCAUCCAAUAAAAGUGUGAGAUCAGGUUCACAUGUGUCCAGCUCUGUGUCAGUGAAGAGUGACUGGUCAAAAGGUAGAGUUCCAAACUUCAGUGAGGGAAAAACAUCAUUUAAUAAAAGGCUGCAAAAUGAGACCGUAAAUUCAGAUCAUGAGACGCAUGUUAACCAAAAGAGUUCCAGAAAUGCUCUCCCAUCAAUCUUUCAGGAUCUUGAAAACCAAAUAAUUAAAUAUGUGAAGAGUGAGCUAAAAACAUUCAAGUUCAUUGUUCAAAAAGAAAACAUUCAAUAUUUUGUAAAGGACUUCAAUGAGAACAGAUGCAGAAUAAAAGAAGCAGCUCUUGAUCUCACACUCUACUUUCUGAGAGAAAUGAAGCAAGAUGAAGCUGCUGAUACUCUAGAAGCUGAGCUGUUCUUCAUUAAUCAGCUGAAAUGUGGCCUACAAAAGAAGUAUCAGUGUGUGUUUGAAGGAAUUGCACAGCAAGGAGACUCCACACUCCUGAAGAACAUCUACACAGAUCUCUAUAUCACUCAGGGUGGCAGUGAACAGGUCAAUACUGAACAUGAAGUCAGACAGAUUGAAUUUGUUUCCAAACGUCAUGAAGCACAAGAAAUACGGGUUGAAUGCAGACAUUUGUUUGAAGCAUCUGAACAAGACAAGCAGAUCAGAACUGUACUGACAAAAGGGGUCACUGGCAUCGGGAAAUCAGUCUCUGUGCAAAAGUUUGUUCUGGAUUGGGCUGAAGGAAAAGAAAAUCAAGAGAUCAGCUUCAUAUUUCCUCUUCCCUUCAGAGAGAUGAACUUAAAGGAGAAAGAAAAGCUCAGUUUGAUGGACCUUAUAACUCAGUUUUUCCCAGAGACAGAAGGACUGAACCUUACAAGAAGGAAUCGAUUCAAAAUCCUGUUCAUUCUUGAUGGAUUGGAUGAAUGUCGUCUUCCUCUGAACUUUGCUGGUAAUGAGACGUAUCGUGAUGUUUCGUCACCAGCCUCUCUGGAUGUUCUCCUGACGAACCUCAUCAAGGGAAAUCUGCUUCCUUCUGCUCUCAUCUGGAUCACCAGCAGACCAGCAGCUGCCAGUAAGAUUCCUCCUGACUGUAUCGACCGGCUGACAGAGAUACGAGGAUUCAAUGAUGAACAAAAGGAGGAGUACUUCAGAAAAAGACUCACAGAUGAGAAUCAGGCCAAAGAAAUCAUUGAUCACAUUAAACAAUCAAAGAGUCUCUUCAUCAUGUGCCACAUCCCAGUCUUCUGCUGGAUUUCAGCCACUGUUCUCCAGAACAUUUUACAGGAGAAGAGAAAUAAUGAUGUGAAACACAAUCAGGCUGAUGAUGCCUCCAAAACACUGCAGGAAUCAAACACUGAAGACACUCCCAAGACUCUGACACAAAUGUACACACACUUUCUGCGCUUUCAGAUCCAGCAGAGCAGACGAAAGUAUGAUGGAGAAAACACACCAGAUGUGUCCUGGGAUAAAGACGCCAUCCUCUCACUGGGGAAACUGGCAUUUGAUAAUCUGGCAAAAAAUAACCUGGUCUUCUAUGACACAGACCUGGAAGCAUGUGGCAUUGACGUUUAUAAGGCCUCAGUUUACUCAGGCAUGUGUACCCAGAUCUUUAAGGAGGAAACAGGGAUUGUUCUUGGUACCAUGUACUGCUUUGUUCACUUGAGUGUUCAAGAGUUUAUUGCAGCCCUUUAUGCACAUCUGUUUCUAGAUAUCAACAAGAAAAGUGUGUUUGAUCAAGACUCUAAAAACAGAAAUGAAUCCAUGAUUGAUUUGCUGAAGACUGCAGUGGACAAGGCACUUGAGAGUGACAAUGGACACCUGGACCUUUUUCUUCGCUUUGUUCUCGGUCUGUCGCUCCAGUCCAAUCGCCGACUUUUACAGGGUCUGUUGACACAACAAGAUGACAAUAACUGGAGCAAAUGGAAAAUACUUCAAUACUUCAUUAGGACAAUAGAUCAGCAGCAAGAGCACAAUGACCAGAGCAAAGAGGAAAUAGUUCAGUACAUCAAGCAGAAGUUUGAAGCGAAUCUUUCUCCAGAGAGAUCCAUCAAUCUGUUCUACUGUCUAAGUGAACUGAACGACCAAACUCUGGUGAAAGAGAUUCAGACUCACCUUAGCAAAGGAAGUCUCUCAUCUGCUGAUCUUUCACCUGCUCAGUGGUCUGCUCUGGUCUUUGUGUUGUUGACAUCAGAGGAGGAGAUGGAGGAGUUUGAGCUUCAGAAAUUUAAGAAAUCAGAUGAGUGUCUCAUCAGACUAUCAACAGUCAUCAAAACUUCCAGAAGAGCUCUGUUAAGUGAUUGUUACUUAACAGACAGAAGCUGUUCUGCUUUGGCUACAGUUCUCAGAUCAGAUACUAGUCUAAAAGAGCUGAACAUGAGCAAUAAUAAUCUGCAGGAUUCAGGAGUGAAGCUGCUCUGCGCUGGACUGAAGGAUAAAUGUGAUUUGGAAUUACUGAGGCUCAGUAAGUGUGAUCUAACAGUGGAAAGCUGUUCAGCUCUGGCUUCAGUUCUCAGAUCAGACUCCAGCAGUCUGAAGGAUCUUGACCUGAGCAAUAAUAAUCUGCAGGAUUCAGGAGUGAAGCUGCUCUCUGAUGGACUGAAGGACAGUAAACUGGAGAAACUCAGGCUUUCAGACUGCAGUAUCAGUGAAGAAGGUUAUAAAGCUCUGGCUUCAGCUCUGAGAUCAAACCCUUCACACCUUAUAGAGCUGGAUCUCAGAGGAAAUGAUCCUGGACAAUCAGGAGUGAAGGAGCUCACUGAGUUACUGCAGGAUCCACACUGUACACUGAAGACCCUGAGGUUUUUGAGUCCUGCUGCUGAUAAAUUCUGUCAGUUUGUGACUGGAAUUGUGGGUAAAAACCCGUUACUCCUGAAAGAACUGAAUCUGAGUGAUCAUGAACUAGGAGACACACGAGUGAAUCAACUCUCUGCUCUACUGCAGGAUAAACACUGUAAACUCAACACACUUAUUCUUUGGAGAUGCAGUAUUACAGAGAAACAGUGUAAGAUCCUGGCUUCAGCUCUGAAAUCAAACCCAUCACACCUAAGAGAACUGAACCUCAGUGAGAGUAAACUAGGAGACUCUGGAGUGAAAAAUCUCAGUGAUUUACUAAUGGAACCACAAUUCAGGCUGGAGAACCUACAUCUGUGUAAUUGCAGUAUUACAGAGGAACAGUGUAAGAUCCUGACUUCAGCUCUGAAAUCAAACCCAUCAUACCUGAGAGAACUGGACAUCAGUGAGAAUCAAAUAAGAAACACAGGAGUAAAUCUCUUAUGUGACGUACUGAAGGAUUCACACUGUAAACUGGAGACACUGAGGUUAAGCUGCUGUUCUCUGACAGAUGAAGGUUGUUCUGCUGUGACUUCAGCUCUGAAAUCAAACCCAUCACACCUGAGAAAACUGAACCUCAGCUGGAAUAAACUAGGAGACUCUGGAGUGAAAAACCUCAGUGAUUUACUGAGGAAACAUCAAUUCAAGCUGGAGAGACUAAGUCUGUAUAAUUGCAGUAUUACAGAGGAACAGUGUGUCAUCCUGACUUCAGCCAUAAAAUCAAACCCAUCACACCUGAGAGAACUGAACCUCAGUGAGAAUCCAAUAAGAAACACAGGAGUGAAUCUCUUAUGUGACGUACUGAAGGAUUCACACUGUAAACUGAAGACACUGAGUCUUUCAGACUGCAGUAUCAGUGAAGAAGGUUAUAAAGCUCUGGCUUCAGCUCUGAGAUCAAACCCUUCACACCUGAUAGAGCUGGAUCUCAGAGGAAAUGAUCCUGGACAAUCAGGAGUGAAGGAGCUCACUGAGUUACUACAGGAUUCACGAUGUACACUGAAGACACUGAGGUUUUUGAGUCCUUCUGCGGAUGAAGCCUGUAAGUUUGUGACUGGAAUUGUGGGUAAAAACCCGUUACUCCUGAAAGAACUGAAUCUGAGUGGCCAUGAACUGGGAGACACACGAGUGAAUCAACUCUCUGCUCUACUGCAGGACAAACACUGUGCAAUACAAACAUUCAUUCUGUGUGGAUGCAAUAUUACUGAUAAACAGUGUAUGAUCCUGACUUCAGCUCUGAAAUCAAACCCAUCACACCUGAGAGAGCUGGACCUCAGUAUGAAUGAUCUAGGAGACUCUGGAGUGAAAAACCUCAGUGAUUUACUGAUGAAGCCACAAUUCAAGCUGGAGACGCUACAACUUUCAAACUGCAGUAUCAGUGGAGAAGGUUAUAAAGCUCUGGCUUCAGCUCUGAGAUCAAACCCUUCACACUUGAAAGAGCUGGAUCUCACAGGAAAUGACCUCAGACAGUCAGGAGUGAAGGAGCUCACUGAUUUACUAAAGGAUCCAAAUUGUACACUCAGCAUACUGAGGUUUUUGAGUUCUGCUGCAGAUGAAGCCUGUAAGUUUGUGACUGCAAUUGUGGGUAAAAACCCGUUACUCCUGAAAGAACUGAAUCUGAGUGGCCAUGAACUAGGAGACACACGAGUGAAUCAACUCUCUGCUCUACUGCAGGAUAAACACUGUACAAUCAACACACUCAUUCUGUGUGGAUGCAAUAUUACAGGGGAACAGUGUCUGGUCCUGGCUUCAGCUCUGAAAUCAAACCCAUCACACCUGAGAGAACUCAACCUCAGUGGGAAUAAUAUAGGAGACUCCGGAGUGAAAAACCUCAGUGAUUUAGUGGCAAACCUACAAUUGAAUCUGGAAAAACUAGUAUUAUCAGAUUGCAGUAUCAGUGAAGAAGGUUAUAAAGCUCUUGCUUCAGCUCUGAGAUCAAACCCUUCACACCUGAUAGAGCUGGAUCUCAGAGGAAAUGAUCCUGGACAAUCAGGAGUGAAGGAGCUCACUGAUUUACUACUGGAUUCAAUUUGUACACUCAACACACUGAGGUGCUUUAGUCCUGCAGCAGAAGAAGCCUGUCAGUUUGUGACUGGAAUUGUGGGUAUAAACCCGUUACUCCUGAAAGAACUGAAUCUGAGUGGUCAGGAACUAGGAGACACACGAGUGAAUCAACUCUCUGCUCUACUGCAGGAUAAACAUUGUCAGAUCAACAGAUUCAUUCUGUAUAGAUGCAGUAUUACAGAGGAACAGUGUGUGGUCCUGACUUCAGCUCUGAAAUCAAACCCAUCACACCUGAGAGAACUGAACCUCAGUCAAAAUGAACUAGGAGACUCUGGAGUGGAAAACCUCAGUGAUUUACUGAUGAAGCCACAAUUCAAGCUGGAGAAACUAAAUCUGUGUAGCUGUAGGAUCACAGAGGAACAGUGUGAGAUCCUGACCUCAGCCCUGAAGUCAAACCCAUCAUAUCUGAGAGAACUGGACCUCAGUAUGAAUCAAAUAGAAAAUACGGGAGUGAAUCUCUUAUGUGACGUACUGAAGGAUUCACGCUGUAAAUUAGAGAAACUGAGUCUGUUUGGCUGUGGCAUUACAGAUGUUUCUUCUUUAACUCAGUGUUUGACAAACACAAAUGCUCUGCAGUUUCUAAAAGAGCUCGAUUUGAGCUUCAAUUACAUUGGAGAAUUAAAUCAAUGUCUCACUGAUGUGAUACGAAACUCAGACUGUGAACUGAGGUGA